Messenger RNA from Pangasianodon hypophthalmus (striped catfish), 3944 nucleotides. It is a transcript of the gene rras, whose product is annotated as RAS related. NCBI's taxonomy places the organism in Eukaryota, Metazoa, Chordata, Actinopteri, Siluriformes, Pangasiidae. The coding region runs from base 479 to 1072 and encodes 197 amino acids. The transcript has 7 exons. Gene Ontology annotation, cellular component: plasma membrane. Gene Ontology annotation, molecular function: GDP binding; GTP binding; GTPase activity. Gene Ontology annotation, biological process: signal transduction. The record is from RefSeq and is a predicted model, not a curated record.
AGAGAGAGAGAGAGUACAGAGAAAGAGAGAAAGAGAGAGAGAGAAACAGAGAGAGAGAGAGAGAAACAGAGAGAAAGAGAGAGAGAGAGAAAGAGAGAGAGAGAGAGAGAGAGUACAGAGAGAGAGAGUACAGAGAAAGAGAGAGAGAGAGAAACAGAGAGAGAGAAACAGAGAGAGAGAGAGAUUCCACUGAGCAGAAAUCACCCAGGGGGGAAAAAAUCCAGAACACAUUCCUGAAAUCCCCGGAACUUUAUUUCUUUCCGGUUUUAAACAUGAUUUGCGGGUUUGUGCGCCUCUGUUUGUGAUCUGUGGAUAAAAUUCAGCGGCUUUUUAAGGAAGUUAAUCUGCUCUCACUGUCUCCUGUUUGCUUCCUCACUUUAACUUUUAACACUUUGACUUUUCCACUCGCGAACUUUGGCAGAAGCUAAUCAGGCUAAUUUACUCAAGGCGGCGGCGGCAGCGGCGGAAAGAAGGAAGCAUGUCGUCAGAAGAGGAGAGAUACAAGCUGGUUGUGGUGGGUGGAGGUGGUGUGGGCAAGAGCGCCCUCACUAUUCAGUUCAUCCAGUCGUACUUCGUGUCUGACUACGACCCGACCAUCGAGGACUCGUACACCAAAAUCUGCACCGUGGACGGGAAGGAGACCCGAUUAGACAUUCUGGACACAGCAGGUCAAGAAGAGUUUGGAGCGAUGAGAGAGCAGUACAUGCGUUCAGGAGAAGGCUUUCUGCUGGUGUUUGCUCUGAACGACAUUGGAAGCUACAACGAAAUCCAGAAGUUUCACACUCAGAUCCUGCGGGUAAAAGAUCGAGAUGAUUUCCCCAUGGUCCUCGUGGGCAACAAGUCCGAUCUGGAGCAUCAGAGAGUGGUUUCGAAAGAAGAGGCCAUGUCUUUUGCCAAAGAGAACCGGAUCCACUAUAUGGAGUCGUCAGCGAAGAACCGCUACAACGUGGACGAGGCUUUUCUGGAGGUGGUGCGAGCGAUAAGAAAGUUCCAGGAGACGGAAAGUCCUCCUCAGCUUGCGAAUCACUCCAGGAAGCAGAAGAGCGGCGGGUGUCCCUGCAGCAUCCUCUGAUCACCUUCACACACUGUCGCCACGGAGACUGAAGCCCCCCCUCGUCCUCCACACGUCUGGUGCCUUGUGUGUGUGUGUGUGUGUGUGUGUGUGUCUGCUUUUUGUCAGUCAGGAGUGUGUGAUCCUGUUCAUGAUGGAGCAAAGGUGUUUAAACGUGUUUAUUUUUUCAUCCUGCACUUUUUUUACAUUAAGUACAUUUUAAAGUAUAUCUUUUCGAUUUUAUAUGUUUAGUUUAUAGGUUUGAGCAUUUCAGAGUGUGUGUGCAGCAGUGUAGCGAGCAGCGAUGGACAGAGCCCUACAUAUACAGUAUAGUGUGUGUGUGUGUGUGUGUGUAAAAUAUACACACACACACACACUGUGUGUGAUUAAGCUGCUAGAGCUGCUUCAUUAUUCACUGUAAAUAUCAUCAGGAGGGAGAACUUUAGUGUUUCUCACUCUAAUGUCUCUCAUGAGUGUGUGUGCGAGUGUGCGUGAGUGUGUGCGAGUGUGCGUGAGUGUGCGUGAGUGUGCGUGAGUGUGUGUGUGUGUGUGCGAGUGUGUGCGUGCGAGUGUGUGCGAGUGUGUGCGCGUGUGUGUGUUGAUUACAGAUCAGAAUUUAAUCUCGUUCUUUGACUGCACUGAAUAAAGAACAGAAAUCCUGCUUCCUCCAAAUUCACUAAUAACAGAAAUGUAAACGCGGCUGUUGGACUGGAUGAAGGUUAAACUCGCGCGACUCUAACAGUGAAACUCGAACCUGCAGCCGCUCCACAGGAACAGUGUCGGUGUUCACAUCCGACUCACCUGAGAGAAAAUCUCCCCCAGUCUGUUCUUCUGGACUUUUAUCUUUAAUCUGUAACUUUCACACGCUGCAGUAAUUCAGUAAAAAGUAGUUCCGGUUCCUUUCCACUUUCCUGAAGGGUUUGUGGAAUCCCUACGCCAUCAGAGACGCACAACUCCACCUUCUUCCCUCUGAGAAAGCAGCGCCGUCUCUGAAAGCAGCGAUUCGACACGUUUACAGCUUCAUUUAUACACAAACUCCUUCAGCUGAACAUCUCAUCACAGUGUUUAAUUUAAAAAUAAACGUUUAAUGACUGACUUCAGCUGCAGAACGUAGACUUGUGUUCUCUGUGAGUUUGGAGUAAACUGGUUUUCUGUUCUUUUCUCACUGCAGGGAUGCGAGCUUAUAUCUCACACACACACACACACACACACACACACACAGCGGAGAGAGAUCAGAGUGAAACACACUAGUUUACCUUUAAUCAGUUGUAGUUUAAGGGAACGGUGUAAAACUCUCUCUGGUGUGAGGAAGUGAACAGACUUUGUGUUUUUCCUGCUUUUCAUACAUCGUUAGCGAAUCAUCCGCCGCCUCACCAGGACAAUCAGUGUGCACCACGCUAAUCAAACUUCCUUUACACGUUAGCUACAGAUCGCGAAUAAAGAAAUAAACGUCACACACCGAACACGUCUCGUCCUGCGUUCACGCGAGAGAGCUGCAGGCGAUCGUUUUAUUUUCUACGUGUAAACGAUUUCUACAUGGAGCUGCGAUUUCAGUGACGUUUUCCGUAAAUCAGGUUAAAGAAGCGACUAAUCGAAAUGGUUGUCUCGAGUGAUUCCUCGGAUCAAUCCUAUAACGUCCGCAGUCUGACGUUUCUUCAGUUCCCUUUUCAGUAGCCGCAGUUACUUCCCACUCACUGAAUAAAGGAAGAAAAACUUAUACGCGUGGUUUCUUCUUAUCCUGUCGUAUAAAAUGUGGAGGAAGAGAAAUAAAGCUUGGAAGGAAGUAGCGUAGAUCGCUGGUGAGUGUACGUAGCUAGUACAGUUAGCUCGCUUUGCUAAUCUAAUCGGAGAACGAAGCGAGUGUAUAACACGUCAAUCACACAACUGAUUCGAUUUUCGCACUGAUUAGUGUGUUGUGUGUUUAAGAUAGCUGUAGACAGGCCACGCCCACAAGCGACACGACACACUCGUCACCUGCGAGCGUGAACGUAAAGUGAUGGACUGAGAAGAAAAUUUAACUAUUUAAAGUUAAACCCCUGUCUCCUGUUUCUUUAUUAUUAUUUUUUUAACUUGACACAUAAGAGUAUUCAUGCUAAUCAGGUGUUUACACCAAGGGAGUGUUUAAAAGCAGUAUUUACAUAUAAAACAGCGCUGAUGAGAAAAUCCUGCAGUGUUUCCUCCGAAUUAAACGCCGCUUCAGUUAACCUGGAACGAAUUGUGUUUUUGUUCACGUGCCUGUUGAUGAUGAUGGAAGGUAAAAGAAAGGGAUGAGAUGAAGCGGUAGUGUUUGCGUGAACGGCUCCAGUGACGGUAAAGUUUUAAUAUAAACGUUAACCAAAGAUUGCGCAGUUCAGCGAUUAACCGUUUGCACACCUUUCAUUAAGCAAGAGUAGUUUAACACUAAACCAGUUUGUAUGUAUUUUUGUACUGUAACGCAGGGGGUGGGGUUGUGUGUGUGUGUGUGUGUGUGUGUGUGUGUGUGUGUGUGUGUAAGGUACUCCUUUAAUGAAUUUGCAGAAGCCUUUGCUGUUUGUUUGAUGUGCUUUUAAGAGAAACUGCUGCCUGCUGCUGCACUGCUCUUUCCCCACCAGAGGGCGCUGUACACACACAUCCCACCACAGACACACCUUCACACUCCACAUCUAGCAGCAGAUUCAGUCUGAAGCUCAGAGAAGAGUGUGUGUGUGUGUGUGUGUGUGUGUGUGUGUGUGCGCGUUUAAUGGGAAGUGAUAUUAAUGUUCCGUACAGCACAGGUCUCAUUAUUUCAAUCAUUUAAAGUCAAACUCUUCAUCAGUGGCUUCUAUUACGGAAAACGUUCACAUUUUAUUUUAUACUGAAAAACUCGAUUUAAAAACUUCUUUUGUACACAAUUAAAGUAGUAUUUACGUAAAAA